AUGGCAGCUGCUUCACACCAGAAUGUGGAGUUUGUGCAAACACGCUAUGGCAAGAACUCCGUGAAGGUGCUGGUCAUCAGGAGACAGAAGGAACACCACUACAUCAUUGAGGUGAAGGCUAAUGUCGAGCUCACACUCAAAUCACGGAAGGAUUAUCUAACUGGAGACAACUCAGACAUCAUCCCCACUGACACUAUAAAGAACACUGUCCACGCCCUGGCCAAGCUCAGAGGGGUAAAGACCAUCGAGCAGUUUUCCUUGGACAUCUGUCAUCAUUUCCUGACCUCUUUCAACCAUGUGCUGAGGGCUAGAGUUUAUAUGGAGGAGGCCCCAUGGAGAAGGCUGGAGAAGAAUGGGAUAGAGCACCCUCAUGCAUUUAUUUUCAGCCCAGAGGCCUGUCACUUCUGCGAAGUUGAACAGAAUCUCAAUGGCAUCCUGAUGGUUUACAGUGGGGUAAAGAACAUGAAGGUGCUCAAAACCACUCAGUCUGGUUUUGAGGGCUUCCACCGGGACCGUUUCACAACUCUGCAAGAGACCAAAGACAGAUGUUUCUGCACUUCUGUCUACAGUCGGUGGCGCUACAACAGUACUCAGGAUGUUGACUUUGAUGGUGCAUGGAAAUGUAUUAAGGACACCAUUAUUGAGAAGUUUGCUGGGGCCUACGAUCGUGGAGAGUUCUCUCCCUCUGUGCAGAAGACCCUUUAUGACACACAGCUGUUGGUCCUGAACAGAGUUCCUCAGGUGGAUGAAAUAGAGAUCGUCAUGCCCAACGAGCAUUACUUCACCAUUGACAUGACAAAAAUGGGCAUUGUCAACAAAGAUGAAGUGCUUCUUCCUCUAGAUAACCCCUCAGGGAACAUCGCAGGGACAGUUCGUAGGAAAGAGCGGGCAAAGCUGUGA
Messenger RNA from Monopterus albus (swamp eel), 900 nucleotides. RefSeq names its product urate oxidase (gene uox). Bases 1 to 900 code for a protein of 299 amino acids. Gene Ontology annotation, cellular component: peroxisome. Gene Ontology annotation, molecular function: urate oxidase activity. Gene Ontology annotation, biological process: purine nucleobase catabolic process; urate catabolic process. The transcript is spliced from 8 exons. NCBI's taxonomy places the organism in Eukaryota, Metazoa, Chordata, Actinopteri, Synbranchiformes, Synbranchidae. The record is from RefSeq and is a predicted model, not a curated record.